AUGGCCCAACCACCUUCGCAGCCGCGCGCCUACUCGCAAGCAUAUCUCCCCAACGGCGGCGCACAACAACCCAGCGGCCCUGUGCCAGGAGCUCGACCACUCGACCCCAACCAAGGUCGCGUGCAGCAGCUCGGCCAUGCGCGAGUGCUGUGUAUCGCAGACGUGCGAGGCAACCUGCGACAGCUGAACGAGCUUGCACGCAACGCCAAAGCCGACUACAUCAUCCACACGGGCGACUUUGGUUUCUACGAUGACCAGUCGCUCGAACGCAUCGCAGAGAAGACACUCAAGCACGUAGCUCAGUACUCGCCGCUCCUUCCCGAACCUCUCAAGGCCGACAUAGCACGCACCGGUCCUCAGCAGUCGAUAAAAGAUCGGUUCCGGCAAGAACGCCUCCCACUCUCAGAGCUCCCUCAGUUCCUCAACAAGUCCCAGCGCCUCGAUGUACCUGUCUACACUGUCUGGGGCGCCUGCGAGGAUGUUUCCGUCUUGGAGAAGCUGCGCUCGCAAGAGUACAAGGUCGACAACCUGCACAUCAUUGAUGAAUCGCACUCGCGACUACUUGAUGUCGGUGGCAUCAAGCUGCGACUUCUCGGCCUUGGAGGUGCCGUGGUUAUGCACAAGCUCUUCGACAACGGCGAGGGCAGGACAACCAUUGCAGGUGGCCAAGGAACUAUGUGGACAACCCUCCUGCAGAUGGGUGAGCUGAUCGACACCGCUAACCGCGUCUACGAUCCUACCGAGACUCGAGUCCUCGUCACCCACGCCUCGCCAGCUCGUGAAGGCCUCCUCAACCAGCUGUCUGUGCAACUGAAAGCUGACUUCUCGAUAUCCGCCGGUCUCCACUUCCGAUAUGGCAGCUCUUACAACGAAUUCUCCGUCAACCCAUCUCUCGACCACUACCGCGGCAAGCUUUCCGCAUCGAAGGCUUCCUUCAACGACGUGUGGGAGACUGUCAAGCAUGAGGUGGAGCCAGCUGUUUCGGAGAACGAGGCACAGAACAAGCUCCUGCAGGGUGCUCUGGAUCUGGUCAGCAAGAUGCCUACCAACGCCAGUGGCGGUAACCCAUUCGGCGGAGGAGGUCAGAUCAACGGAGCCGUCGAUGAGUCGGCUUUCAAGAAUAUGUGGAACUUCAACUUGGCUGACGCUGCUUUCGGCUGGCUUGUUCUGGACAUCGACCAGGGUAGAAUCGGUACGGAGAUGCGCGCGCAAGGCUUCAACUUCUCGCAUCGCUCAGGCAAGACACCACAGAGAGCACAAGGGCUGCCGCAGGCACCGAUCAACGCAACGAUGCAGCCAACUGGUGGCGUCCUGCCAACUCCCGGCCAGCAGCCUCCACCAAUGGCCCAGCAGCAGGCACGCCCUCCACAGCAGGCGAACAACGUGCCACCUCAGCAGCGCUCGCAGCCACCAAACGCUCAGCAACAGGCACGACCCGGACAACAGCAAUCGCCGGCACCCGGUGGCAAGCCAGCUACACCUCAAGCAGCACUGACCGCCAACGGUACAACUGCACCAACUGCUAACCUACCGACCAAGGAUCUUCCACAGACAAACGGCACAUCAGCAGCUGAGGUCGCCAAGCCUGAGACACCAUUCCAGAACAAACAAGCCAACGCCGGACAGUCACCACAGCAGCAGGAGCCAUCCAAGGGUAUCUUCGUCAUGAACGGACCAAGCAGCAUUGACGAGGUCAAGUCAGAAUUGUUCACUCCUGAAGAUGCUGCUAAGAUUACGGACGUGACCAAGGCAGGUCCACCAGGUCGCUGGGCAGUCCACUUUGCCACUCCGGAGAUCAUGCAAGAGGUCCUCAAGACUGGCCAACCCAAGGAGGCCGGCGAGAAGUAUAAGGGCGUGAGGCUUACGGUUUAUAGACCAAACCCUAGCCGAGGCAACUAUGGCGGCGCUGGCGGCUGGGGUCCUGGCCCACGAGGAGGUCACAGCAACAGAGGUGGACCUGAGGGUCGCGGCGGCUACCAAUCCGCAGGAGGCGCUACAACUGGUAGUGACAGCGAGUCCGGACGUGGUGGUCGUGGACGCGGCCGAGGAGGAGCAUUCCGAGGCGAGAACCGCGGUGGCCGUGGAAGCCGUGGCGGACGUGGUGGGGAGCGUGGUGGUAAGCCUGAUGGUGCUGCUGCCGCUGCUGCUCCAGCUGGAGGCGAUUCUUAG
This is a messenger RNA of Fulvia fulva, 2169 nucleotides long. RefSeq lists its product as uncharacterized. Bases 1 to 2169 code for a protein of 722 amino acids. Lineage: Eukaryota; Fungi; Ascomycota; Dothideomycetes; Mycosphaerellales; Mycosphaerellaceae. The record is from RefSeq and is a predicted model, not a curated record. The transcript has 4 exons.